This is a messenger RNA of Penicillium samsonianum, 453 nucleotides long. RefSeq lists its product as uncharacterized. The transcript is spliced from 2 exons. The record is from RefSeq and is a predicted model, not a curated record. Lineage: Eukaryota; Fungi; Ascomycota; Eurotiomycetes; Eurotiales; Aspergillaceae. The coding region runs from base 1 to 453 and encodes 150 amino acids.
AUGCGAUCCCUUCGAUACAUUCCACUUGGUGCUUUUUUUGUUAGACCCGCAUUCGGAGGGACCCUGCAAGUCAUCAAUAAUAAUGGCCAAUGCAUGAUUUGGUCUAAAGAUAACUCUGGCUGCACUGGAUACUCCAAGCCCUUUGGGCUGCUGAAUGGCGAUGAUUGCUCAAAAGGCCUAUCUGCAAUUGUGAACGGCGCUCGAGAUACCUUUUCCCUUUUGAACGUUGAUAUUUGUGGCUCAGAGAAUGGUCCACCAGCUGCAUGGGUGCGUGUAGAAAAGACUGGUGUUCUGUCAAUCUUCAAUCAACAGGGUGACACCUCUACAUGUAUACUAGACAAUGGGUUCACAGUUGGUAGCUCUUGCAGCCCAAAAAAAGAGGGAUCAGCGUUAUCAUCAACUUCAACCUCUGCUUCGGCAACUGCCUGCGCCCUUGUUUCUGAUCCAGUUUGA